AUGUGCCGCCUACCCGCUGAUUUUGCCGAGCCCUCGCGCAGUCUCCAAGAAACCAGCUGCUCGACACCCGACGACGCGACGGCCAUGGAUUUGGAUCUCGCCAUGCCGCCGUCUGACGAUGACGUGCUUGAGAGUGACACCAGAAUAUAUACGCCGCCCCCGAGAGUCGCUGCCCGCUUUUACCGCCCGUCUCAAGCUCGUCGCAGGGACUCGGCCGCUUCGUCGCGACGCAACUCCAUCUCGUCUGCGCAUUCGCGCUGCUCCUCUCUGCAGCAGCACGCUCCCGCCCCCCCCGCCUGCAACGACGACGGCCAGAGCAAGUAUGUCGCUCAGCACCUUCGGCGAGCCUCGUUUCUCGAGGAUCGACGAGCCCGUCUUGCCGACAGGGCCGCGCAUGCCGAAAAGGUGCGACUACGUGCUGCCCUUGCCAAGGCUGCCCCUCGCGGCCCGACAGCUUCUGAGGAACGUGCUCUUGCCGCGCAGCAGGCGCGAGAACGCAACCUUGCCGAGAUUGUCGCCAACUGCGCAGAGGAGGUGCGAAAGGCAAAACAGGUUGCCGAGCUUACCAAGGAGAGAAGAGAGCUGGAAAUCGCCAAGAUGCGCGCUCAAAUCGAGGAGCGCAUGGCUGACGCAGAGAGGAGGAGAGAGGAGCUUCUGACCAAAAGUGUCACGAAGCGCCCUCGUGGCCAGAGUGUCUUGGCCAGAAGGUCAAACGAGGAGACCUUGGCCCAGGUUAAGGAGUAUACCAAACCUAGCUUGAGUGAAGACGAUGCUGCGGCAUGCAUCCAAGCAUGGUGGAGGGGCCGCACUCGAAAGAGCAUUAUACAAGAGUUCAACAGCCUAGGCCUGUCUGUCGACGGCAUUCGAGAUGCAUCCUUUGACACAGUCGUUGAACUCUUGGCACAGGAAAAGGUUCUCCUUGUCACCUCACGGCUGCUAAGAAUCUGUGGUCUUCAAGAAGGGGCCCCGGGAUCCGUGGACGAGAUGGCUGCCGUUCGCACCUUCUUGAGCGCAUUUCUCAUACUGGGCCAUCCUAACCAGGUCCUCAGCAACAAGAAUGAAGCCGGAGACGAAUCGGAGCCCAAUGUGCUGGCCUCCCACCGUCUACCCAGCGCAGACCUGGCGAAUCCCCAGCUGCGGGAUUUGGUUGGCAAAGCCAAGGAUCUUCUGGUCAACUUUGAAAACAUCCUUGUUCGACUCACCGCGUGUAACCGGUAUACCAUGCCGCCGGCUCUCAAGUCCAGUCUUCCGGAGGCAUAUGCCGUAUUUUACAACACCUUUAUUGCUUGGAAGUCCCGCGAUUCCAACGCUCUCAUCGAGGUCAUGUUGAUGCAGUUUGUGGAGCUGGAUGCAAUCUUCCAAACGGUCAAAGACACCACGGAUGACGCCGCCGCCAGUCUUUACCGACAGAGCAUCCAGGACUCCCAGCUUAUGCUGAUUGUGCGGAUCAAGAAGCUGGCCGGUGCAGACAAAGGCAAGAGGUUGAUCUUCAAGGCGGUCAGUGAGGCAAGAAAGUCUCGCAAGGCAAAGAAACAGACCGGCGAUACGAAGCCGCGGGUCGCCGAGGGCUCUGCCGGUGAUGUGACGGCAACCGCCUCGAGCCUUGUGUCGUCAGAAUCGCAAACCCUGACUCCACCCGCCACGCCUUCGGGCAGAGUCGAAGGUAGGCCCGUCGUGGUCAAGACCGGGUUAAAUGGCUUGCUUCCCGACAAUCGCAUUGUUGUACAUGAACUGGCAAUCAACAAGGAGUAUCAAAUCCCAUCCGAAGAGUACGUUGAGCAGCAGGCUGUUCUCGCACGACCUCUAUAUAUGCAGAUGCGGGUUGCCAUGGCCGAGAAUGACACCGAGGCCAACUUUGGAUAUUUCAUUCUCAUGGCCGGCAACAUCAAGGAGAAGUUGCAACGCUUGUUGAAGCCUGGCAACUCCUUGUACAACCUCACUGGAGAGAUUCUUGACCCCGAACUGGCCGAGAGACAGUUCAUUGUGGGAAAUUUUUCCUAUGAAAGGUUCUUCACAGCGAUGGGCUCGCUGCUUCCCAAAUUGUGCGCGCCUUUCCGGGACGACGAAGUCAAGGACUUGGUCCAGAAUAGGCUCAGCGAUGGUGACUUGAUCGACCGGGUCGAGGCGUUGAACCGCUUCAUCGACGUGAUGCUUUGCGACUACAUCAACUAUUUACUACGAAUCGCGGCGCCACAGCUGAUUGAAUCUGCUGCCCAGUACGAAGCAAAGCGAUUCUCGGCAGACGUUGUGGAGGGCGGUAUGAGUCUCAGUAUUGCCGAGGCUGCUUGGAGGUCAGCCGCUACCAAGGUUGUGAACGAGGCGCAGAGGCGCGAUCCCGAGGGCGUCAACCACCCAAAGUCGCAACCCAGCGCUGCUCGGUUCUAUGCCCAGAUGCUGGUGGACGUCUUCACGCAGCCCACGCCCGUCAGGAUGGAGCAGAUACCGGAGAUGCUGCAGCUCGAUCACCAGCGGAUAAACGAAGUGUCUUGCACGAUCCAGCGCAUCAUCACCGCCGGGGCCGUGCUGCUGCAGUGCAAGAAUCUCCUCAAGAGAGAUGUUCGCUCUGCCUGGAAGACCGAGGCCACUCGUAUCAUGGCGGUUCUCGAGGCCAAUCACCCUUCGCUGGAUGCCACGGUGCAAGUAACAAUGGCCGCUGUCGAAGCAGGUCGUUCUGUGCCGGCCGUCACCAAAACGCAUCUCCGCGCGCUAGUUACCAAGGUUCUCAAAGCGAGCCAAGAAAUGUCGCAACAACGCACCGAGCCCAGAGAGCGGGUGCUCCAGCUGCUCUUGACGCGUCUGAGGGGCAACAUCCUCGCCAGACUCGCACCGGGCUCGGCGAGUGAAAAGGUCAAGGCGGCGAAUACGGCGGGCGAGAGACUGGCCAGUCUAGGACUGUCAGAGUUUGUCGAGCAGGUUAGAGGGAUUUCCGACUUGUUGGACAAGGUGGGCAGCGUGGACAGGGCGGCACACAGUCUUUGGUGGGAUGCGGUGGCAACAAAGGUGCAGCAGGAAGAUGCGGCGUGA
Molecule: messenger RNA, 3024 nt
Organism: Metarhizium album ARSEF 1941
Lineage: Eukaryota; Fungi; Ascomycota; Sordariomycetes; Hypocreales; Clavicipitaceae
Product: IQ calmodulin-binding motif domain protein
Exons: 1
Coding region: 1-3024 (1007 amino acids)
Source: RefSeq, a predicted model, not a curated record